Messenger RNA from Anopheles nili, 1602 nucleotides. It is a transcript of the gene gny, whose product is annotated as probable dolichyl pyrophosphate Man9GlcNAc2 alpha-1,3-glucosyltransferase. The record is from RefSeq and is a predicted model, not a curated record. Lineage: Eukaryota; Metazoa; Arthropoda; Insecta; Diptera; Culicidae. Gene Ontology annotation, cellular component: endoplasmic reticulum membrane. Gene Ontology annotation, molecular function: dolichyl pyrophosphate Man9GlcNAc2 alpha-1,3-glucosyltransferase activity. The transcript is spliced from 2 exons. Gene Ontology annotation, biological process: protein N-linked glycosylation. The coding region runs from base 1 to 1572 and encodes 523 amino acids.
AUGAUCGUAACCGAUAGACGGACACUGUGGACGGUGGUGGUAGCACUCGUAGCAGCCGGGUUCUUCCUGCGAUCGGCCAUAUCUCUGCAUUCUUAUUCCGGCCAGAACCGGCCGCCAAUGUACGGGGACUUCGAAGCCCAGAGGCACUGGCAAGAGGUGACGGUGAACCUGCCGGUGGCCGACUGGUACCGGAACACUUCCGACAACGACCUACAGUACUGGGGGCUGGACUAUCCACCGCUUACCGCGUACCACAGCUACCUCGUGGGUUCCUGGGCGCGACUCUUUCACAAUGAAUCCUUCGUUGCACUACACGCCUCCCGUGGCAUUAGCACGCAGGACCACAAACAGUUCAUGCGAAACACAGUUUUCCUAGUCGAUGCGUUGCUGUACGUUCCAGCGAUCCUCUACGCCACGCACACCGUUCGGAAGCGAUUGGCAACCGUGAAUGGCCCGCAAAUCGAUUGGCUUGUCCCUGCGAUGGCCGUCCUCUUUCCGGGACAAAUCCUCAUCGACAACGGCCACUUCCAGUAUAACAACGUUUCGCUCGCCCUAUGCGCCCUAGCCGUGGGUGCCAUUCUGAACAAACGGACUCUUUCGGGUGCCGUUCUGUUCUGCUUGGCGCUUAACUACAAGCAGAUGGAGCUCUACCACGCGUUGCCAUUCUUCUUCUAUCUGCUGGGUAAUUGUUUCGAAGAACCACACGUACCCGGUGGUGGAUUGCGAUGGUUGUUGAGUGGUACACGCAAUCUGGUCCGACUCGGUACGAUCGUCCUGGUAACAUUCGCCAUCCUCUGGUUGCCGUGGCUAGGCUCACUCGCUUCUGUCGGCCAGCUCGUGCAUCGUAUCUUCCCCGUGGCACGUGGGGUGUUCGAGGACAAGGUAUCCAACGUGUGGUGUGUGGUGAACGUGGUCGUCAAGCUACGGAACUUCCCCAACACGACGAUGGCUGCCGUAUGUCUCGUGUGCACCCUACUGGCCGUGCUACCGAGCGGACUGCAUCUGCUCGUCCACCGAACCACCUCCCAUCGGAGCUUCCUUUACUCACUUGCCGUCACGGCACUCGGAUUCUUCCUGUUCAGCUUUCAAGUGCACGAAAAAUCCAUCCUGCUGGCGGCGCUACCGGUGACGCUGUUGCUCCCACUGGAACCGCUGGCCGCCUGGUGGUUCCUGCAACUCGCCACCUUCAGUAUGCUUCCGUUGCUGCACAAGGACGGCCUGACGCUCGGUUACAUCGGGUCAACUCUCAUCAUACUAACGCUACCACGGAUAGCUCGGGCUUUCGCACCAUCACGAAAGCUUAAACCAUCGUCCUUCUACGACGUGCUUGAUUUACGGGCGUUUGUACCCCCGGGAGUCAGCGGCCACUGGAUGGGAGCCGCUCUCGUGGGUCUCUUUUAUCUAUCCCUGCUCGGUCAGGUGGUUCUGAUGGGCGCGUUUCUCUAUCUUCCGUCCCCGGUGCAUCUGCCGUUCCUGUACCCACUUGCCAUCUCGGCGUACAGCUGCGGCCACUUCGUACUGUUUUACGUGUACUUCAACUACCGACAGUUCUGUGGCACUGGCUGUAGUUAAGCCUCUUAAUAUAAGUAACAAAAAUAAACG